Messenger RNA from Phytophthora nicotianae INRA-310, 3184 nucleotides. RefSeq lists its product as hypothetical. The record is from RefSeq and is a predicted model, not a curated record. NCBI's taxonomy places the organism in Eukaryota, Oomycota, Peronosporomycetes, Peronosporales, Peronosporaceae. Gene Ontology annotation, molecular function: protein binding. The transcript has a single exon. Bases 35 to 3088 code for a protein of 1017 amino acids.
AGUCACAACUGCGCGCGUUAUUUCGUCAAGUUGGAUGCCGCUGCAGACGCUCACACCGGAGCUGGCGGCGCAGAUCGCGGCAGACUACCCGGCGCUUCAGAGUCUCAACCUGUCUAGCAAUGCGCUCCGUGAUGUACGCCACCUGCAGCUGCUGCCGCGCUGCUUGACACAGCUGGAUCUCGGUGGAAAUCGCCUCACGGCGCUACCCGAAGAAUUGGGAAUAUGGCUGCCAGAACUGCGUCUGCUACGACUGCGAGCCAACGCACUUGAGUCGCUGCGACCGCUCAUUGGCUGCACACAGCUACAGACGCUUGACGUUGGCACCAACUGCGUGGCCCUUGUGAGCGAGCUACGUUUCCUGCAGUCAUUGACGCACCUCCGUCAUCUUUUGUUGGACGGGAAUCCGAUAGCCGAGUCGCUCACUUACCGCCGUGAGGUGCUAGCCAUGCUACCACAGCUGCAAACGCUAGACAGACAGGAGAUUACAGCAGCUGAAAGGCUUUAUGCCAAGCUUCAGCUAAAGACACAGAUCGGUGGAGGAGCUACAGUCCGGUCGCCGUCACCAGUACCGUCACCGACGAGAUUAUUAACGCCAGAGAGUCUACAGACGCAAAGAAAUACCGAACAAGAUGGUGAAAUACCAGUAGUGAAUACGACGUUGAGAGUGGAGAUAAAUCGGGAGUUGGAAGAGGAGGAGAAAGAAAACGACACGAAUCACAGGAUGGAGUAUAGCGUGUCGGAUGAGAUGGAAAGGCAGCCGUCACCUCUAGUUUUAGCUGCAACGACCACACCAUCACCUGAACGACACAAGAGACAAGAUAUGUUUCGUCAAUCCAGGAGACCGGAUCGCCGAGACAGCAACAUAACCCGACAGGAGUACACCGGCUCACAGAAUAACCAUUACCAGCCCGCCAGUAGAAUAGAUGAUGGCCACAAUAUCGCUGUGUCGGAUGCUGGAACAAGAGAGAUGCUACUGAAAAGCCGCGUGGAGGCGCUCGAAGCCAUACUCACCGUGCAGGACAAAACUAUAAGGCAUACACUAGCUAGAUUCGGCGAGCGCAGUCCAGGUUCCCAAUUGAACAUAGUCAGUAAAAACGGAGAUGCUGUUGUGCCGACAGUUGAAGCUGCUGCAGCUGUGUACACCCAGCUGCUCGCUGCUUGGCGUGAGAAGUGCGUCUCUCUUAUGGUCCAAGCUCAGUCAAGCGAACUGGAAAAUGAGGCUCUAAUUCAGGACUACCGACUACAAGAAGCCCAGAUCAGCGAAGAUCUUGCGCGCUGUGAAGAGAAGCUAGAGAUUUGGCAGCAACGAGCAGCCGAUUUUGAAGCUCAGCGUGAUCUGGAGGUGGUAGCUACGCGCCAAGCCGAAGCUCAACGAGCACAGGCCAACGCUAAGGCUGUCCAAGCAGUACGAGGAUUGGCGCUGGAGCGUGAAAAACUCCAGAAUUUGGCUGGGACGGUGGUUCGGUUCACUGGCGGUCUAGUUCGUGAUAAAGUGGAGCAGCUACACAGCGGUUCUGCGAGGUUACAAGCGUUAGAGCGACGUCUAUUGCUCGCCAAAGAGCGAGUAGAGUUGGUGUCUACUCUGGUAACUCAUCGGGAGGCGAGGCUGCGUAAUAGCGAGGCUGCACUGGAGGCUGAACGACGAGUAUGGGCUCACCGACUGGAACAGAUGCGUAAUGUGAGAAUGCAAGACCAGGAGACGAAAAACGAGAACAGUGGCGACAUUUCCAACGCAGCGGUGCGUCCACCUGCAGAAGGGAAAAUCUUGAGACCAGCAACCGAGACAGCACUACGCGCGCUGUUUCACCGUCUCGACUGUUAUGACACUGGGCUAGUACGCUCACAAGUGCUGCUGCAAGCUUUACGACGAGGAGAUCCAGGCGUGCUUAGUGCUGUCGGAGGCCCUAAAAAACUCUCAAAGCUCGUAUCGCACGUCGAGACUGCACUCCGCAAGUUAUCCCUUACUGGUACACUCACAUGGGGUGAAUUUUUGCUUUUCUUCAUCCCAGAGAGUUCCGUAUCCUUAGCUGCAUUGUUGGAGGAUAACAAGGACUCUACUGAAGCAGAACAUGCCGACUCGAAUGGUGCGUGCUCCCUCUGUACAGCAGUAAAGAGCAGUGAACUACCAAGUCGGCCAUUCACAUUGCCAAUUAGCCUGCCAACGGACCAAACCGAAGCGAAGCUGAUCAAGAAGCGCAAAGACCGUAAGGUGUUAGAGUCGCUGAGUCACAGUGAACUUGUGCAACAGAAUGUAGUGCUCCUAGCUGAUCGGGAACGUCUUCGUCGAUUACUUGCACGAGAUGCCCACGACUUGCGCGAUCAAGUGCGUGGCGUUCGUCGAGAAUGGGAAGUCAAGACCAGAGAGUUGGUCCACCAAAAAGACAGACUGGAACGAGAUCUGAAUGAUCAAGCUGAGGUGCUUUUUGAUGCCCAGAAGCAGCGUGAAGUAGCUGCAGUAGCGCGGGAUGAGGCUCUACUGGAAGUCCAGAGACUACGAGAGCAGCUUACAACACAGGAACAAGACUUUGAGCUGCAAAGGAAGAAACUGGAGGCUGAGAGUGCAAAGCGACUGCAACAUGAGCAGGAAAUCUACCAGACUGAGAUCCAAGACGCUCGCUUAGCCCAUUCGUUGCUUCAGACUGACCACAGUAAACAACAGGUGCGCGUUCGACAGCUCGAAAGGGACUUGGCACGACAAAAAGAGGCACUACUCGCCCACGAGACGGAGCGUGUUGCCAAUCUUGAAGAAAAGAUACGUCGACGUGAUGCAGAGUUGGCUCGGUUGAGACGGGAACGCAACACCAUUUUGAGCUCCUUGCGCGAACAGGAACAUAAGCUGGCAAUGGCAACGGAGCCGACGUCUACGGAGUCCAUCGCUACUCAAACGGAGCAAGCACCACAAAGAACAGUGGCGUCCCAAACACAAGCUGAAGCUCCCAGCGAUCGAAUGAGCAUCAACGAAAUCUCUGACAAUGGUGCAGAAGACAAGGAGGUGAAGCUUUUUCGUCCUGGCCAGUUAACGCCAGAGGAUGUGAAUCUGCGGCUGCAAAAGCUGCAGUCACUGACCGAGAGCUUGUUAGCAGACUAGUAGAAACAAACUUAAAAGAGGUGUAACAUGAAGUGUGAACUAUUGAAUAUAUACGAUACAGCCAUAUCCAGCUAGACGACGUAGUUUUUACCUGCG